Zingiber officinale is the source of this 747-nucleotide messenger RNA. RefSeq lists its product as uncharacterized. NCBI's taxonomy places the organism in Eukaryota, Viridiplantae, Streptophyta, Magnoliopsida, Zingiberales, Zingiberaceae. The record is from RefSeq and is a predicted model, not a curated record. Bases 38 to 637 code for a protein of 199 amino acids. The transcript has 2 exons.
UCGUCUCAAAUUAAACCCCUACCAUGAACCCAAAUCCAUGGCGAAGCUCUCACCUUUCUCCUCCCUCGUGCCUUGUUUUCCCUUCUUCAUCCUUCUUUUCCCCUUCUUCUCCUCUUCCUCCUCUGCCGCCGGCGUCUCCGCCUCGAUCGGCGACCUACUCCGGGACCACGGCCUCCCCGGCGGGCUCCUUCCCAAGGCCGUCGAGUCCUUCGCCUACGACUCCGUCUCCGGCCUCCUCGAGGUCCGGAUCGACGGAACUUGCUACGCCCGGUACGAGGACGGGCUGGCGUUCUUCGACCGCGAGGUGCGCGGCAAUCUCAGCUACGGCGCGCUCCGGGGGGUGGUCGGGUUCUCGCAGGAGGAGCUCUUCCUGUGGCUCCCCGUCAAGGGGAUCGUGGUGAAGGAUCCGUCCUCCGGCGUCAUCGUGAUAGACAUUGGCCUCGCCCGCAAGCGGCUUCCUGUCGCCGCGUUCGAGGACCCGCCGGACUGCCUCCCCGGACUGGAAGAAGCGGCGGGCGGGCGAGGUGAGUGGAUUAGCCUAAAAAAGAUGAGAUCUUGGUGGACGUUUCGCUUCUGGAUGGGGAGAGUUGCUUGGCAGGAAAGGCUUUUGGCAGGAGAGAUAAUAAUUAAGUGGUAAAUAGAAGAGAAAGCUCCAAAAUCUCCUCGUCUUCCUUAAUCAUAUCUUCUUAAUCAUAUCAUCCUGUAAUGUAACUCAUGGAAAGUGGAAAUAAAUACUCUUUAAUGCAA